Messenger RNA from Anopheles maculipalpis, 3129 nucleotides. Its product is annotated as DNA repair protein complementing XP-C cells homolog. Gene Ontology annotation, molecular function: single-stranded DNA binding; damaged DNA binding. Bases 1 to 3129 code for a protein of 1042 amino acids. Gene Ontology annotation, biological process: mismatch repair; nucleotide-excision repair. The record is from RefSeq and is a predicted model, not a curated record. The transcript is spliced from 3 exons. Gene Ontology annotation, cellular component: XPC complex; cytoplasm; nucleotide-excision repair factor 2 complex. Lineage: Eukaryota; Metazoa; Arthropoda; Insecta; Diptera; Culicidae.
AUGGACUCGGCAAACACUAACGAAGACAUUGACAAUGAACUGGAAGAUGAUGAAGCAUCGGAGGCAUCUUCGAACUGUGAUUUUUCUGCCAGCGAAGAUGAAUGGCAACCCACAACCGGUGACCAGAGUAAAGUUGGCGAAACGAAAAUCCUUACUGUUCGUUGCACAACGAUACGUAAUUCGUUCGUUCUUUUGCCCAUCAGUCUUGCUCCGGCACGGGUAUCACGCCGGAUAGCCGCCAGGAAAGGAAUUAUACUGCCAGACGAACCUGAAACCCCGAAACCGGUGUCACUGCCAGUUGUAAGCACCAAUGACGAUGAAUCGGAUGACGAAGAAGAAAAGAUACCGGCAAAAAAAGCAAAAAGAAAGCCGGGCCGUGCUACUAAAGCGAAACCAAGGCGCAAGAAAUCUCCCGCCAGCGAGGAACCAAUCAAACUUACCACCUUUACCGUGGAGGAAUUAUAUCGUAAAUAUCGUCCCGACUUGGCACAUCCCGAACGGCCAAGUACUUCGAAAGGACAAACAGUGCCGAAAAAGCAACUUAAACAGAGUGAAGCGGAUGGAACGGGCAAUGAAUCUGAGAGCAGUGGGGACGAUUAUCUGGUAGAUCCGAGUAAGUUGGAUUUGAAUUCGGAAUUUUUCCAACCAUCUGAACAGGAAACGGAACAAAGGCAAGCGGUGAAGCUGUACUUCGACUGCAAUGCUGGAGUUGAGCUAACCGAUUCCGAGGAAGAAACUGACGUGGGUGAUCCGAUGGGACGAGAGCAAGCAGAGUUGGGGAAAAAAUUGGUACAGCAAAUUAAUCAAUCGAGUAAAGCGUACAUGCAGAUGGUUAGUUUGGCGCAAGCGGCUACCUCGCGUGUAUCGAAAGACAGCACUCCGGAUGCGGGAUCAUCCAAAACACACAAUGGCACAUCUGAAGUCCAAAAGCAAGACGAUAUAGAUCGUUUGUUAGUAGCGGGAGAGAAGUUACCGUCCGUUCGUGGUGGAAAAGGUCUAACCGCGGGCUUCGGUAGGAAUGAUUUUGUGAAGGUAGUGCCGUCCAAGCAAUCGGAACAGGAAAACGCUCCGAAAGAGAUUGAAAUAACGCUUAAACUUGCUCCAGAUGUGGAUGGUAAGCCGUCGGCAUCGAAACGUACCUUCGAUGUGCUGACUGCGUUAAAAAGAUUUAUGAACAGAGAAAAACGCAACAGCCAAGUAAAUGUGCACAAGGUAGCACUGCUCUGCUGGAUUGGUCACGGUACGUACGUGAACAACGAACUCCGGAAACCCGCGUUGAUGCGUUUGGCACUGAAGAAGCUGCUGCCCGGUGCAAUGGACCAGACAAGCAAAACAAACCGCCCAAACGGAUUGACCAACUUGCGGUAUUUCCAGGAGCUGACACGCUAUUAUAGACGCACAAUAUCCCUCAAGGAUGAUACGAUGUAUUACCGCCAACGGAAACAUCCGGCGAUCGGGAAGUUUCUCAUAUUCGCGAUCGCUAAAAAGGUCACCUACUGCCGGCGGGAUUAUGUUCUGCUGUUUGUGCUGAUGCUUCGAAUACUGGGCGUUCAUGCGCGGCUCAUUAUCUCACCCCCCGUUCCGCCCAAACACGUCCCGUCCGAUCAGCUGUACCGAAUGAAUCCAAAGUCCCCACAGGAGCUAGCGAUGGAAAGGCAACUGUUGCAGGAUUUUCGUCUAGCACCACGCGACAGCAUGGUUUACGUGGCCAAACAAAAGCUACGGGCAUUGAUUGCCAAGCAAAAGAGCACGACACCAGCGGGGAAGGGUAAGAAACGGGCGGGAUUCACCAUACCGCAGCUGGAUGGUGGAGCGGACGAUGAUCCGGUUGUGUCGCAGGGAGGGAGAAAAAAGUUGAAGCUCAUGGCGGGUUCGUUUUUAAAGAUCGAAAACAAUCGAAAAACGUCGUCGAUGCCAACAAUGGAUACGGACCGCAGCGAAACGGACGAUCGGUCGGUACCGGAUGAGGUGCAGAGAAGAAGGCAACGAAUAUUGGCCGCGUAUCGGGCACGGGCAGCAAAGCUGGCUAGUAAAAAAGAAGCAGAAGCAAACGCCCAGCAUAAGGCGGAGGAUCGGAAGAAGACGAAGAGGGCCAACGGCAAGCUGGGAGUGGAUUACUGGGUGGAGGUGUUCUGUGAGCACGAAGACAAAUGGAUCACAAUCGAUGUUCUGCACGGGGAUGUGUAUAAGCUGGAAGACAUUGUGAAACAAGCAACACAACCGAUCGCUUAUGUACUGGCUUGGAACAACGAUGGCUCGAUAAAGGACGUAUCACCGCGGUACAUCUCCCGCUUCGGCAGUAAGAAGAGCAAACUGCGCGUGGAAGAUGCAUGGCUUGAAAGGGCACUGCGCCCAUACCGUGGCAAACGAACCAAGCUGGAUCUGAUCGAGGACAUGAAGUUUGAUCGAUUGCUCAACAAACGACCCUUUCCGGAACAGAUUGCCGAGUACAAAAAUCAUCCCAAAUACGCCAUCGAACGGUAUUUGCUGCGUAACGAAGCCAUCUAUCCGUCGGAUGCACCCGUGCUCGGUUACAUUCGCGGGGAGCCGAUCUACUUUCGGGACUGUGUACACACGCUGCAUUCGCGUGAAUCGUGGCUACGGCAGGCUAAAACCGUACGACUAUACGAGGAACCUUAUAAAGUGGUUAAGGCGAAGGCAAAGUACGACCGGUUCACCGGUGCAGCCAUUAGCGGACAGACUGCGGAGCUUUUUGGUGAAUGGCAGGUUCAAGCGUACGAUCCACCGGUAGCAAAGGAUGGGCUAGUACCGCGAAGUGCGUACGGUAAUGUGGAUCUGUUUCAGCCGUGCAUGUUACCGAAAGGUACGGUUCAUCUGCAGCUGCCUGGGCUGAAUCGUAUUUGCCGACGAUUGCGGAUCGAUUGUGCACAAGCAAUUACCGGGUUUGAGUACCGGUCCGGAGGAUGCCAGGCUGUAUAUGAUGGGUUCGUUGUGUGCGAAGAGUUCCGUGAUCGACUGUUGGACGAGUGGUACCGGGAGCAGGUGGAGCUGCAGGAAAAAGAAGACGAGCGGCGCCGAAAGCGUAUCUACGGCAACUGGAGACGGUUGAUAAUGGGUUUGUGCAUACGGAAGAAGCUGAAAGAUCGGUACAACUUUGAUAACAUGUAA